Molecule: messenger RNA, 824 nt
Organism: Phalaenopsis equestris
Lineage: Eukaryota; Viridiplantae; Streptophyta; Magnoliopsida; Asparagales; Orchidaceae
Exons: 4
Coding region: 69-824 (251 amino acids)
Biological process (GO): SCF-dependent proteasomal ubiquitin-dependent protein catabolic process; protein polyubiquitination
Cellular component (GO): SCF ubiquitin ligase complex
Molecular function (GO): protein binding
Source: RefSeq, a predicted model, not a curated record
GUCACUGUUACAUUCCCCGCUUCUUACUACGAGCGGCAGCGACGGAGAAAGGAGAUCGCAAGCGAUCCAUGGCGACCCUGCGGCACGAACCAAGUUGGAGCUCGAUCCCGGUCGACAUCGCCAUCAAGAUCGCCUCUUUUCUGGAGGCGGCGGAUGUGUGCUCUUUGGGGAGUUGCUCGCGAUUCUGGCUUGGUCUCUGCGACUCUGACUACCUUUGGAUGGAGCUCGCCAAGAAGAGAUGGCCUAUAACCGAUUUAGAUUCAACCUCGACUGGAUCUCCGCAGUUAUUGAAGGUUUCGUCAAGGCUUGACGAAGUUGUUGGGCAAGAAGUUUCUGCUGCGUCUCGAACCUCUUUUCCUCCCCUACAGGGGUGGAGAGAAGUUUACAUUUAUCGACACCAAAGUUUAGCUCGUGCGGUUUCUGCUGUCAAAGAAUUUGUGGAACUAUGUUCUGAAAAUGAAUCGCUUGAAGCUGGUUAUUAUUUAAAAGCAGUCAAUGAUUUACGCUUGUACAGGCUUGGUUUCAAGGAUGUUCAAGUUUUUUUGUUUGCAAAAAGAUGCAGUGUUCUUCUUAAUUUGGUUGGAUUACUUUAUUGCUUUGUUCAGCUUGAAAUUGCACCCAGUGAGGUGAUGGAGGCCCUCUGCAGUAGUGAAGUUUCAGAACGACAAAUUUGUGUAAGGUGGUUCAAGCUUGGGAGAUGGUUCUAUGGUUUCCGCCUUCAGGAUGAGCACCACUCUAGGAAAAUCUCUCUUGGGGAGCUUGCGAUGGGCAAAGAUGAUGAGGUUAUUGGUGUGCUGAACCUCGUGUUUAUAUUACAGGAGUAA